UAUGUGAUAAUUAGAGCACAAAGCUGAUUCUGUUUCCUAAAACUUGUUUUUGUUCCUAGAUGAUUUCAACAAAGUAACUCUGUCUAUGAAAAGGGGCCAGGAAUUCACAGAUUACAUCAACGCCUCCUUCAUAGACGGCCACAGGCAGAAGGAUCACUACAUGGCCACGCAGGGCCCCCUGGCCCAGACGGUGGAGGACUUCUGGAGGAUGGUGUGGGAGUGGAGGUGCCACUCUGUCGUCAUGCUGACCGAGCUGCAGGAGAGGGAGCAGGUGGGUGAGCCGGGCUGCGGACAGAGCCUCUUCAUAAAAAUGAUAAGAGAAUAAGCGCAUAGCCAUAGUAACGCACACAGGCCGCAGCUAUUUAUAGCGUCUAACGGCAAACGUUUCUCUUAAGAAACAGGAAGCGGACAUGCUAAGUGCACAUUUUAUGGCGCGAACAGUUUUGGGAUGACAAACGUGCAGUUCAAUGCUCCUUGCUCUCGCGACUUUUUAUUGGGUGAAUGGCAUAAGUACGUUUACGACGUGCUUUUCUGACUCUGACGCACCCACGUCAAACUCAACAGUCGAAGUGGCCUUGCCCUUUUUAAAACGUAACGGCAGACAGUCAGCUAGCCUCGAGUUCGUUCUGCAAUCGUUCGUUCAGGCUGAUGGGCUUUUCCGCACCGGACUGUCAAUCACAUUGUAAAAAAUCACAGAACCGCUCAACUCUAUGGUUUUGGCUCCAAAUCGACAACAUGGCCGCGCCCGCCACUGAGCUUCAAAACGUGUUUUACAGACCCACGGAGAGGCAAUGGGUGACGUCACAGUAGCUUUGUCCAUAUUUUUUACAGUCUCUGGUCUCAACGCUCGCUAAAGGCAUGGCGACGCUAAGAGCAAGCGCAGUUGCGCAGCGGCGAUCGGCUGGGAGCGCGCGGUCGGGAAGCGAGGCGGCGGGCGCUCUGCCUGAGCCGUGCGAGCCGUGCUCUGCUCUGGCGGGGACGUACU
Messenger RNA from Anguilla rostrata (American eel), 985 nucleotides. RefSeq names its product receptor-type tyrosine-protein phosphatase epsilon-like. Gene Ontology annotation, biological process: protein dephosphorylation. The record is from RefSeq and is a predicted model, not a curated record. Gene Ontology annotation, molecular function: protein tyrosine phosphatase activity. The coding region runs from base 86 to 325 and encodes 79 amino acids. NCBI's taxonomy places the organism in Eukaryota, Metazoa, Chordata, Actinopteri, Anguilliformes, Anguillidae. The transcript is spliced from 2 exons.